CUCGAAAGAAAAAGGCUUUUCGCCAUUUCACAUCCCUUUUUGCCUAGCGAUACAAAACAUCUUCUCUCUCCAAUCCAAAAAAAAGGUGCAAUUCUUGUGCAUUUUCCUUUGAAAAUAGCAUAGAUGGCAGACGGCGAGGAUAUUCAGCCACUCGUCUGUGACAAUGGAACUGGAAUGGUCAAGGCUGGGUUUGCUGGAGAUGAUGCUCCAAGAGCUGUAUUCCCUAGCAUUGUUGGACGGCCCCGCCAUACUGGUGUGAUGGUGGGCAUGGGUCAAAAAGAUGCCUACGUAGGGGAUGAAGCUCAGUCAAAGCGUGGUAUCUUAACCUUGAAAUACCCAAUUGAGCAUGGUAUUGUUAGCAAUUGGGAUGAUAUGGAGAAGAUAUGGCAUCAUACUUUCUACAACGAGCUCCGUGUUGCCCCUGAGGAGCAUCCGGUCCUCCUAACUGAAGCACCUCUUAACCCCAAGGCUAACCGUGAAAAGAUGACCCAAAUUAUGUUUGAGACUUUCAAUACUCCAGCUAUGUAUGUUGCUAUCCAAGCCGUCCUCUCACUGUAUGCCAGUGGUCGUACUACUGGUAUCGUGUUGGACUCUGGGGAUGGUGUUAGCCAUACAGUCCCCAUCUAUGAGGGUUAUGCCCUUCCACAUGCCAUUCUUCGUCUUGACUUGGCAGGUCGUGACCUCACUGAUAAUUUUAUGAAGAUCCUCACUGAGCGUGGUUACUCGUUCACCACCACAGCUGAGCGGGAAAUAGUGAGGGACGUGAAAGAAAAGCUUUCUUACAUCGCUCUUGACUAUGAGCAGGAACUGGAGACUUCAAAAUCUGGCUCUUCUGUCGAGAAGACUUAUGAGCUUCCUGAUGGACAGGUGAUCACCAUUGGUGCUGAACGUUUCCGAUGCCCUGAGGUACUUUUCCAACCUUCAAUGAUUGGAAUGGAAGCAGCAGGAAUCCAUGAGACCACAUACAACUCUAUCAUGAAGUGCGACGUGGAUAUUAGAAAGGAUCUUUACGGAAACAUAGUGCUUAGUGGUGGUUCUACUAUGUUCCCUGGUAUUGCUGAUAGAAUGAGCAAAGAGAUAACUGCUUUGGCUCCAAGUAGCAUGAAGAUUAAGGUUGUGGCACCACCAGAGAGGAAAUACAGUGUCUGGAUUGGAGGCUCUAUCUUAGCAUCCCUCAGCACCUUCCAGCAGAUGUGGAUAGCAAAGGCAGAGUAUGAUGAAGCUGGUCCGUCAAUCGUUCACAGAAAGUGCUUCUGAUUUUCCAAGAAUGAUAAUGUUGGUGAAAGCAAAAUACUUUCGAAAUGCAGCAUCUUAUAUUCUAGCUUUAUUUUCUGUAUUUGUUGUUCUCUGUGUUUGAUUGAAAUGAGUUGAUUGUUGGAUGAUCUUAUUCUUUUA
Messenger RNA from Nicotiana attenuata, 1395 nucleotides. Its product is annotated as actin-97-like. Lineage: Eukaryota; Viridiplantae; Streptophyta; Magnoliopsida; Solanales; Solanaceae. Gene Ontology annotation, cellular component: cytoplasm. The transcript has 5 exons. The coding region runs from base 124 to 1257 and encodes 377 amino acids. The record is from RefSeq and is a predicted model, not a curated record.